Messenger RNA from Aureobasidium musti, 2577 nucleotides. The record is from the annotation of a GenBank genome assembly. Lineage: Eukaryota; Fungi; Ascomycota; Dothideomycetes; Dothideales; Saccotheciaceae.
AUGAGCGCGCAACCCAUCGAUCCGCGUCUGGAGGCCAGUGAUGCCGUCCAGGCAGCGUAUCAAGCACAAGCACAGGCACAAGCCCAAGCAGCUCAAGCACAAGUGGCUCAAGCACCAACGCGGCAUCAACCUGCUCCGUAUCCCGCGCCGGCGCUGACGCGCUCCGACUCUCAGAUCAAGCUGUACAGAGAUGCCGCGCAGACUGCCCAGCAGGCCCAGGACGUCUCUCAGCCCUACUAUGGAUACGCCGCCGCCCUGCCCACCGGUCAUUCUCCUAGCGACGACGAUGGCGACCGACGCGGAAGCGCUGGUGGCGCCGAGCUGGUAGACAUGAGCCCUGGUGGUGCUGCUAUGAUGGCCGCCGAUGCCAAACGCUCGAGAGCUUGCGAGGCCUGUCGUGGUCUCAAGGUGCGCUGUGACAUGGACAACAGCGGUCAGCCGUGCAAGCGCUGUGCCAAAGCUGGUCGCCAGUGCAUCGUCACCCAGCCAAGUCGUCGUCGCCAGAAANAGGCCGACACACGUGUUGCCGAGCUCGAGAAGAAGAUCGAUGCCCUCACCCAGGUUCUGCACCAACAGCAGCAGUCCCACCAUGUCCCGUUUCAAUCGCCUCUACAACCCGAUGCCUAUCCUCAGCCCACGUUUGACCCUAACCGACACGAAGCACCUCUUGGCGAUAUCGAUUAUGAAGCUGAGGACCGUCGCAAGCGCAGACGCCUUGACGACCCGUCUAAGCCACUGUACGCAACCAUCUACAACGAGUAUGGCGAGUAUGUCAAGCAACGCGUUCGCCAGAUCAUCGACUGGCACUCGUGCUGCACAAUCUUCGCCCACUUCAAGGAUCGCCUAGUUCCUGAGUUCCCAGCCAUUGUGCUACCCGCCGAUGCCACUCCUGAAUGGACGCUUGAGAACAAGCCUAUUCUGUUUCUGUGUAUCACCGCCGCUGCUUGCUUCAGGUUUGUCGAGACUGAAAUUCAAGAUGCCUUGACAGAAGAGGUCUUUGACGUGCUUGCUACUGCCGUCAUUCGCAAAGGCCUGAAGAGUCUCGAGAUCAUCCAGGGUCUGCAGGUCGCUUUCCUGUGGCACAAGCCUCCAGACCGCCCUGCUCAGGCGAACUUCUACAUGCUUAUUCACAUGGCUGUUGUCAUGUCUCUCGAUGUUGGUCUUGGAAAGCGUUUCAAUCCGAACAAGGUCAAGCGUGGCUUCGGUGGAGUCGGCGCCGACCUACCUCCUGGUCCUGGUAGUCAACUCGUGGACUCGGAUGCCAUUGAUUCGCGGAGAGCAUGGCUAACGUGCUACUACACCUCGGUGAGUGUCUCGCAGGUCUUGCGCCGUCCUAAUCUCCUACGCUGGUCGAACUAUAUGCAGGAGUGUGUCGACAUCUUGGAGAGCUCGGCCGACGCUGCCCCUACCGAUGCCCUGUUCGCUCAGCACAUCAAGGUGCAGCGCAUCUGUGAUGAAAUCUCCGUCUCGUUCGCCAUGGAGGAUCCCACCGCCUCAAUUUCCAUCCUGGAUCCAAAGGUCGCUUAUACCCUCGAGGUACUGCAAGAGAAGCUCGACAAGUGGGAUCAGGAGCUACCAGCUCAUUUGAAGCUCCCUACCCUGAUGUUCUACAAGCAUGUCACGUCUUUGUAUCUCCACGAAAUCGGUCUCCAUGUCAACCAUAACACAGAUGACUUCAAAGUGCCUUUCAGUGGAAGUCUCAAAUCUGGAAGUCACUUUUCUGAAACGCUCAGCCAGAAGCAGAUGGCUUCGAUCGAGGCCUGCCUCAAGGCAUGUCACAACGUGAUCGGAACCUUCUGUGACUUUGGCCCCGAUACCGUCUCUACACUCCCUGCUCUCCUGUACUUCGUCCGUAUCGUUUAUGCUCUUGUGGUCUUGAUCAAGAUGCAUGUCGCCGCCACAUUUCCAGGCUCGGAGCUGGGCAAAGUCAUCAAGCCCGAAGAUAUCAAAGCCCCCGAGUUCCUGGAUCGUGUGUAUCAGUGCUUCGUUGCAUUGUCUCAGGGCAGUUCUCAGAAGGCUUUCUCGAAGGCCCACCAGAUUCUCGGCCUUCUUCGUGAGUGGAUAACCUCUCAUCCCAACGGUGUUGAGAGUUCAAAAGAACCCAAUGCUCGCGGUGCUCAAAACCAGCGCCUCUCUUCGCGUGACAACGAUAGUCUGCGUGUCCUGAGUGAGGCCGCUACUGCGGGCGCUCAGCAGUCACACCAACGAUCUAGCUGGAGCUUCGAUUCUCCCUACACACCAGCAUCGCAGUACCCUUCUCACGAUCAGUCCGCUCGUUCUCAAAGCGAUGCUUACAACAACCCAGCAAAUUAUGCAUCUACCGUCAUGUCCACGCCUGGUUCGGGUGUCCAUCAAGCUGUAUCUGCUAAUGAUGCCUCUGCCUAUGCUAGCAUGCUCGAUCCCAGUUUUGCUAAGCAGCUCGGUGGUGCCGAGUGGACUCAGGGAUUGGAUUUCGAGCAAGCCAUUGAUGUUGCAUUGUCGGGCCUGGAUUUCUCAGGCGACAUGUACACGAGUUUCUUUGGCGACGGCGUCGACGCUUUCCAACUCCCUCCUGAUGCGGCUGCUGCCAGUGGCAGA